This is a messenger RNA of Numida meleagris (helmeted guineafowl), 1321 nucleotides long. Its product is annotated as hormonally up-regulated neu tumor-associated kinase-like. Gene Ontology annotation, molecular function: ATP binding; protein serine/threonine kinase activity. Lineage: Eukaryota; Metazoa; Chordata; Aves; Galliformes; Numididae. The record is from RefSeq and is a predicted model, not a curated record. The transcript has 7 exons. Gene Ontology annotation, biological process: protein phosphorylation; intracellular signal transduction. Gene Ontology annotation, cellular component: cytoplasm. Bases 5 to 1321 code for a protein of 438 amino acids.
AGGGAUGCCCACAGCAAGCAAAGCAGGCUUGGAGGACAAAAUGACAGAAACUGGCAAUGUGGACACGAUAUUACCAGAAUGGGAGGAAAACAUAAAGGCUAUAGAAAUACCUGCUUGUUUUAGCAAGAUGCCUCAGGAGAGCAGGAAGGAUUUCCCUCACACCAAACAAGUGGGGACUUACCUAGUAGGCAGAAUGAUCAACAAGGGCUCCUUCGCCAAGGUGAUGGAGGGGCUGCAUGUCCCCACGGGGGAGAAGGUGGCCAUAAAAGUCAUUGACAAGAGAAAAGCCAAGCAGGAUUCCUACGUGUUAAAAAACAUGAAGCGGGAGCCUCGGAUACAUCAGAUGAUCAAGCACCCCAAUGUUGUCCAGCUAUACGAGACACUGGAGACUGACAACUCCUAUUACAUGGUGAUGGAGCUGUGUCUUGGCGGGGACCUCCUAGACAGAAUCUGUGACAGACAGAGGCUGGCAGAAAGGGAAGUAAGGAGAUACACCAGGCAGAUUCUGUCUGCGGUUGGGUACCUGCAUUGCCACGGGAUUGUUCACAGGGACCUGAAAAUUGAAAAUUUUCUUCUCGAUGAGAACAACAACAUCAAAAUUGUUGAUUUCGGACUGAGCAAUACUGCAAAGUUUGAGGGUCUCUCUCAGGAGCUGUUACAUACCCAGUGCGGGAGCCCAGCUUACGCUGCCCCUGAACUCCUUGCUCAUAGAAAGUACGGCCCAAAGGUGGAUGUCUGGUCCAUAGGUGUUAGCAUGUUUGCUAUGCUAACUGGCACAUUACCUUUCACGGUGGAGCCUUUUAAUAUCAAGCAACUACAUCAAAAGAUGGUAAUUGGAGAAAUCAGCCCAAUUCCAUCAGAUAUCUCCCCUGGAGCUGUACACUUUAUGCAGUCCUUACUUGAGCCUGACCCUGCUAAGAGGCCUGGAGUCAAAGAAGCAAUGAAAGACAAAUGGUUGAAUGAAGGUUUCACCAAGAAAAUCCUGAACACUACUACCAGUGAGAACAGACUUUGCCUCAGUGAACUGAAUCCUGUUGUUUUAAACUAUAUGACAGAAAUGAUGGAAUUCAGUCUUUCAGAAGUUACCAGAAUUUUAAUAAAUAACAGACCCUCUUCUGCCAUGGCAUCUUAUUGCUUGUUGCUGAAGAAACUGCUCAGGUACCAGAAAGCAGACAGAAGAACCCAGGUAAGACAUCAUGAUCAUGAUAUGCAUGGUGUUCUCCCUUGUAUUACUCAUACAAGGAAUAUUGGUACAGCCAUGCAGCACCAAGGAAAACAGGGCAGGUUGUGGAAUGGAGACAAAACUUACCCAAAAUGGUAA